Molecule: messenger RNA, 1279 nt
Organism: Camelina sativa (false flax)
Lineage: Eukaryota; Viridiplantae; Streptophyta; Magnoliopsida; Brassicales; Brassicaceae
Source: RefSeq, a predicted model, not a curated record
AUGAACUUUUGUCUUGUCUGUCUAUGUGUGUGUUUUAUCUUCUUCUUCUUCUUCUACAACCCGACCAAAUACACAUCGAACGGGGAAAAAGAGUCCCGACAAAUUGAAGCAUUGAAGGAGUUUCUCAUUCCUCUCUCAAAUAUUUGUGGAGAGAAGAGAAUAUAACGAAAUCGAGAAGAUAGUAGUUCUCUAGGAGAGAUAUGAGUUCGUCUAUACCUCUGAGGCUACUUCUGCCUCUUACAACUCCUCCUCCUCCUCCUCCUCCUCCUUCAGAUUCUUCUCAUGCUCCUUCUCCCCUCAGAUCGCAAAAUCCUAACUUCAAUCGCCGAUCCUCUUCCUAUGCGACCUCUUGUUCUUCCCACUCGCGGCUUUUCCCCGGGCGGAUACGCAGAUUCAGAUCCUCUGUUUCCAUGUGCUUACCUGAACACACGAGAGAUCAAGACAACACAGACAUCUGGAGUAAUAAAGAUGACCACAUCAAAUGUGUGCUUGAAUCGGAUGAAGAGUCCGGGCUGAGGAUUCCAACUCAGGCGCAAGCUAUCGUUGAAGGAUCUGGUUCAGUUGCAGUCUCAGAGCUAAAACCCGCCGCUGAUGUUGAUUACAUUCAAGAGCUGUUGGCGAUACAGCAGCAAGGGCCUAGAUCAAUUGGCUUCUUUGGGACAAGAAAUAUGGGUUUCAUGCAUCAAGAACUGAUUGAGAUUCUUAGCUACGCCAUGGUUAUAACGAAAAAUCAUAUAUAUACUUCAGGUGCAUCUGGAACUAACGCGGCAGUUAUCAGAGGUGCAUUGAGAGCAGAGAGACCAGAGCUUCUUACAGUAAUCUUACCCCAAAGUUUGAAGAAACAACCUCCUGAGAGCCAGGAAUUGUUGUCUAAAGUACAAAACGUGGUGGAAAAGCCACACAAUGACCAUUUGCCAUUGUUAGAAGCCAGCAGGCUGUGUAAUAUGGAUAUCAUAUCACAAGUACAACAAGUAAUCUGCUUUGCGUUUCAUGACAGUAAGCUUCUUAUGGAAACAUGUCAAGAAGCUAAAAACCUACGCAAGAUCGUCACUCUCUUCUACCUCGAUUGAUCCACUCUCUUUAUCUCUCUUUACAAAACAGAGAAGAUAAGCCUCUCGUUGUAAAGUAUGAAAUCUUGAUCAAACACAUACACAAACCAACCAAUUAUAUUCCUUUUGUCUAAAUUUUGAUACCACCCCACAGUACGACGAUUCUAUAGGCUUACUUGUCAACUAUGUAUGUAUAAGAAGAUUAUUGGGUUUCUUCUUUAAUAUUUUUU